GCUGCCUACAGAUAUUCAAGCAGAAUCUAUACCUCUCAUUCUUGGUGGAGGUGAUGUUUUGAUGGCUGCUGAAACUGGUAGUGGUAAAACUGGUGCGUUUUGUAUGCCAGUCAUUCAAGUUGUACAUGAAACAUUGCAGGAUAUAAGUGAAGGAAAAGGAAGUAAAGCAAAAAUCACUUUUAAAGCAGAUAGUACUAAAAUUAGAAUGAAUGUCUAUGAUCGUGGAAACGCCAUGGCAAUCGACAAAGAGGGACUGUUAUGUCAAAGUAGAGAAACACAUUCAUGGCAUGGUACAAGAUCAACAAAGGGAGUCAAGGGAAAAG
Molecule: messenger RNA, 323 nt
Organism: Saccoglossus kowalevskii
Lineage: Eukaryota; Metazoa; Hemichordata; Enteropneusta; Harrimaniidae
Product: ATP-dependent RNA helicase DDX1-like
Molecular function (GO): RNA helicase activity; nucleic acid binding; ATP binding
Source: RefSeq, a predicted model, not a curated record